Molecule: messenger RNA, 1569 nt
Organism: Penicillium manginii
Lineage: Eukaryota; Fungi; Ascomycota; Eurotiomycetes; Eurotiales; Aspergillaceae
Product: major facilitator superfamily domain-containing protein
Exons: 4
Coding region: 1-1569 (522 amino acids)
Biological process (GO): transmembrane transport
Cellular component (GO): membrane
Molecular function (GO): transmembrane transporter activity
Source: RefSeq, a predicted model, not a curated record
AUGGAUUCGAAACGAGAUGACCCCACAGAUGCCGUGGCAAUUGAAGACGUACGAGAUCUUGAUGCAACACAGGGCGACUUGAAGGUCAAGGCCUUGAUUGACCAGGAAAACCAAGCGAUUUAUCUGGAAGCGCUCCAAAGAUAUCCUGAAAAUGAAUCUAUCGACCCAGAUGCGGAGAAACGCCUUGUCCGGAAGCUCGACAUACGCAUUAUCCCCAUCCUAGGCAUAUGCUAUUUCUUCUACUACGUCGAUAAAACAACCCUUUCAUAUGCAGCUAUUUUCGGGAUCAAGGACUCUCUGCACCUUCAAGGUGCAGAAUACUCUUGGCUGUCAAGUAUAUUCUACUUUGGUUGGCUCGCCUGGGCAAUUCCGUCAAACUUGCUCAUGCAAAAAUCACCUCCGACAUAUUAUUUGAGUUUCAACAUCUUCAUGUGGGGUGCAUUAUUGAUGUGCCAAGCCGCUUCCAAGAAUUUUGAAGCUCUCGCCGCUCUCCGAGUACUCUCGGGUGCAUUUGAGGCAAUCGCAGACCCUGCUUUUAUGCUUUACAUCUCGACAUAUUAUACCAGAGAGGAACAGCCAUGGAGAAUAGCGGGCUACUAUCUUUGGAACGGCAUUGGUGUGGCCGGGGGUGGUCUGAUCGGCUACGGAAUCGGUAAUAUUAAGGGUGCCCUUGACUCCUGGCGCUAUGAAUUCAUCAUUGUCGGGGCAGUUUGUUCAGCAUGGGGAAUUGGUCUUGCCCUAUUGCUCCCUAACUCGCCUACCACAUUCCGAGGCUUCACGCAUGAAGAGAAGCUCAUCAUGAUUGCUCGUCUGCGACAAAACCAGACAGGCUCAGAACAGCGGAAGAUCAAGUGGUCCCAAAUCAGAGAAGCAUAUAUGGAUUAUAAGAUGUGGUUAUUCUUUCUGCUCGGACUGGUCGCCAAUAUCCCGAAUGGCGGUAUAUCGAAUUUCUCAACGCUGGUUAUCCAAGGUCUUGGAUUUAAUACACUCAACACGGCUCUCCUUGGAAUACCCCAGGGUGUUAUAGUGGUGAUCUGGAUCGUUCUAGGAGCGGUGAUCAAUCAAUAUCUUCCGAAAAACAGUCGCACUUGGGUGUCGGCUCUAUUUAUGCUCCCAACUAUUGCAGGUGGACUUGGAUUCCUUCUUGCUCCGGACGAUGCAUAUGUUGCCCGCUUGAUUUGUUUCUACCUCACUGGCUCAUAUCAGGCAUCUUUCGUGAUUUCCCUCUCAAUCGUCACGUCGAAUAUUGGUGGACAAUCAAAGAAAAUGAUUGUUUCUGGUAUGAUAUGGUUUGGUGUUUGCGUUGGUAAUAUCGCCGGUCCUUUCUUCUAUAAGUCUGACCAAGCACCGACAUAUCGCUUGGGAAUUGGGUCAUUGUUGGUCUCAAAUUGCAUUGAGCUUGUUCUAUUUUUCGUUAUUCGAUACACCUUUAUCUGGGAAAACAAGCGCAAGGAACAAUGGCGCCAGGAAUUGCGAGAACAAGGAAGAGAAGACGAGUUGACUUUGAACGCGACGGCGUUCGCCGAUCUAACUGAUAAGGAGAACCCGAACUUUGAGUAUGUUUACUAG